AAGUCGGUGAGGAAGGCAGACGUAAAUUUGAUAAUAAUACGAGCAAUUUGGAUUGAAAGGUGUAAAGUUUGUAAAAAUUACAGCAUAAUCGUGAAUUUUUGCACAAGUCUUUAACUUGUAAAAUGAUAAACUCUGUACAUUAUGAAAACAGCCAAAGUGUACACCCUGGAACAGAUGGUUCACCAACGGCGACACAAUUCACAAAUGGCACAAUAAUGUGUACUCAUGAUGGGGUUCUGCUCCGAAAGGCAAAUGUGGAGCAUAUAGCCGACCUGAAUACUAGCGGUUCAUUAACAAUAAUCGGUUAUGACUCUCCACGUCGGCUGUUUAUUGAGUGGCGACCUAACGAUAAUAUACCUAUUGCUGACGAUAGCCAGGAUUGGGCAGUUGUGGACACAAUACCACGACGUUCGCGCACUAUUUCUGAAUGUAAAGCAUUCGACAUUAAGCCCUCGCCAGAAACUGUGGCAGCUAAUAAACCACGUAUAAUACGUACUCAAUUCGAUGAACUGAGUUGUAUUUUAGUCAAACAUCGCGGACAAGUUAUAUGCUUCAUACAUAAAUGCGACGAUAGUGUCCAUAGUGAAUUCUUCUUUCAACACGGCAAUGCCGAUCAGUUUGUUCAGUCCAUGUGUGAUCUGCACAUUAUUGAGCACUCGUUUACCCAAGAUGGGUGUGCCGAAUAUACUGUGCUUAACACGGAAACACAAAAGCUGAAACGCACAUUCGCCGAGCUAAACAUUGAUGACAUGAAAAAUGCGGAAUUAAAAAAGGAAAAAGGUUGGGUGAGAAAUACGUGGUCCGGGCUUCUUGUAAACUUACCGGACUUGGCAUCCGGUGUCAAGGGUAGUACACCAAGAAAUUAUGCGAUGCGUCAUCAACAUGAAACGAAUCGAAAUGCCGGAAAUUACAGCCACAGCAGUAGUGAGGAUCAAUCACCAGUUGAAGGCGAACCUGAAAAUGUGAAAGAAGAGGAUGAGAAGAUUGUAAACACGUUGCCUGAACGACCAUUUAUAGAGAGGGGCAAGCCGCUAAAUGAGGCGCAGUGGUUGGAGUUUCAGUCAGCAGAUGGUCGUAUAUCCGAUGCCGCCCGCAUUCGAGAAAUUAUUUUCCACGGAGGCAUUCACUACAAUAUACGCGCUGAUGUUUGGAAGUACCUUCUGAACUAUUACCGAUGGAAUGAUUCUGAAAUUGAACGCAUUCAACACCACAAACAAAAGUAUAAGGAAUAUUAUAAAAUGAAAGCACAAUGGUUAUCAAUGACAGCCACACAAGAAGAAAACUUUAGUGGUUUUCGUGAUCGCAAAUGUCAAAUCGAAAAAGAUGUGAAACGCACUGAUCGUACGCUAGAGUUUUUUGCUGGCGAAGAUAAUCCAAAUUUGAUGGUACUACAAGGCAUACUCAUGACCUACGUAAUGUAUAACUUCGAUUUGGGCUAUGUACAGGGCAUGUCUGAUCUGCUAGCACCAAUACUUUCCAUCCAGGGCAAUGAGGUGGAUGCCUUUUGGUGCUUUGUUGGCUUUAUGGAUAUGGUAUUCGCCAAUUUUGACAUUGACCAGGCAGGUAUGAAAACUCAAUUUCGUCAACUGCGUCGUUUAGUCGAAUUUUCGAAUCCGCGUCUAUUUAAAUAUAUGGUCGCACAUGAUUCAGAUAAUAUGUUUUUCUGCUUCCGCUGGUUACUUGUUUGGUAUAAACGUGAAUUCUCCAACAACGAUGUACUCAAGCUUUGGGAGUGCCUUUGGACUCGGUUGCCUUGUCCAAAUUUUCAUUUGUUUAUAUCAGUCUCCAUAUUAGACCAACAAACAGAUCUUAUAAUCGAAAACAAAUACGAGUUUACAGAGAUUUUAAAACACAUCAACGAAUUGUCGGGGUGCAUCGACGUUAAACGUACAUUAGAAAUCGCGGAAGCAAUUUAUCUACAAAUAAAAGCGGCAGAAGAUUUGCCCAAUGAUAUUCGAAAGAUCAUAGGAGAGCCCGUCUUAGAUUCAAAUAAUGGAGACGAGAACUCUGAAAAUGUAACUGAACAUGAUUUCGCAGAUGAAAUGUACGAAUUAGUGCACAAGCCUGAGGAGGAUCGGCGGCAAGAAGAGCAGUUCGACGAGGCAUGUGAACGCUCAAUGUUUUUGAAUUAUACAUAGAUAACUUUUGUUUAUUCUAUUAUUUGAUUAGCUGUUAUAUAUAUACAUAUAUUUAGAACUAAGUGUUUUAUAAGCAAAACAAACAACAAGAAAAUCUAGCUGCUUAUAAAUGGUUUGUUUUAAACAAUUGUGUGACUCACCUUAAAACCAUCCGAAUGAAUUCAAUAUG
Messenger RNA from Anastrepha obliqua, 2307 nucleotides. RefSeq names its product TBC1 domain family member 15 (gene Tbc1d15-17). The record is from RefSeq and is a predicted model, not a curated record. The coding region runs from base 123 to 2138 and encodes 671 amino acids. Lineage: Eukaryota; Metazoa; Arthropoda; Insecta; Diptera; Tephritidae. Gene Ontology annotation, biological process: activation of GTPase activity. Gene Ontology annotation, molecular function: GTPase activator activity. The transcript is spliced from 4 exons.